GGAACUUGAUAUCAUAAACAAAUAGAAUUGUUAUAUUUUAUUGCAGAGAAUACUAGGGCUUGUAUGUUGGUUACAAAAAAGGAACCAUGUUAACGAUUUGGUUUAUUGCUGUAGUUGUACAAGUUGUUUGCAGCUUAGAUCCAUGUACUAAUAGCAUUGAGAUAAAUAACAAGUACAGGAGCGUUGAAUACCACUACUCCUUAGAUGCAGCCCACUUUGAACCUAUGGUAUGCGAUAUGCAUUUACAACCAGGCUGGUACAGAUUUACUCAGGGCUUAAACGGUUCAAUGCCUGUCAAGAUUCCGACUACUUGUGUUUCUGAAUAUCAUUGUGGUACACAUGCGCCAUUUUGGAUGAAUGGAACGCAUCCUACUGUUGCUGACGACAUAGUGGUGAAACAGAUUUGCGGUUCCAUUUCAAUGAACUGCUGUAGAUACGAGAGCACAAUAAGAGUAAAGAAUUGCGGAGCAUUCUAUGUGUACGAGUUGAAACCAACAAUUGGAUGCAGUAUGGCGUAUUGUGCAGGUACUGGUGUGCCUUGUUCACGACACCAAACGUCACAAACUGGGUACCAACCGGGAUGUAAAGAUAUAAAUGGCGGUUCUGUCAUUACCGGGUGAAAAAAAAUGUUGUACAUCUUACUCUACCAUCUGAGGAAUUUUGCAAACGCAUGAUAUACAUGUAUAAUAAACAAAUGAUAGCAAAACCUUUAUUCCUAAAAUGUGUGGUUUUAUCCUUACGUUGAUCAGAGUUAUUCAUCUUAAUAAUCACAUAAUUAUGUAUUACAUUUUAACAUUUAUCAUUGAAGUUAAUGAAUUUUGAAGUUAUGAUGUAAUCUACGAAACUGCAGUUUCUAUCUUGAUAUAGAAAAUAGGAAAAUGGGGAAUAAUAAAGCCGGCUAGUGUGGAAAAAGUUUGAAAAUGCUGCAGCCUCGUUUUUAAUGACAUGUGUAACAUGGCAAUGUUACAUGUAAAACAACCGAUUACACAUUCUAUCACGGUCUGGAACAGAACAAACCAUUAGUAAAUAUCAUUGUCGUUUGAUUCAGAAUUUAGUAGCAUAAACAGUUGUGUUCAUGCGGCAAGAAUCAUGGUAACUCCAAUAUGACACUUCCGUUACAUUGUAUGAAUAACGGCAUAUUGUCACUAAGAGAUAUGUCUAACGGGACGACAAA
This is a messenger RNA of Ruditapes philippinarum (Manila clam), 1174 nucleotides long. Its product is annotated as oncoprotein-induced transcript 3 protein-like. NCBI's taxonomy places the organism in Eukaryota, Metazoa, Mollusca, Bivalvia, Venerida, Veneridae. The coding region runs from base 87 to 620 and encodes 177 amino acids. The transcript is spliced from 6 exons. The record is from RefSeq and is a predicted model, not a curated record.